UUUAGCACCUCCUAUCCAAACACCCCUUAAUUGUCGUUUUGCUCUCUUUUCCAGUGGGCAGCCACUGGAUCACACGCCUGUGACGGGCACCCCCUCCUACAAGUAACCUCUUACGUUCCAUCCCAUCUAUAGAGAGUCGUCGUCGCUGCCGCCAGCCGGUUCUUGCGAGGAGAAACCAACAUGAGGCCCAAGAUGCUGCUCGUCACGCUGGCCGUCGUCGCCGUCCUCGCAGCUCUGCCACUCGGCAAAGGGCACGGCGGAGAGGAGGGAGGAGGAGCAGCGCCCGGCAACGACGCGAACGCGCGCGCCUGGCCGUGCUGCGACACCUGCGGCGUGUGCACCAGGUCGCUCCCGCCGAUCUGUUCGUGCCGGGACCUGUCGCCGGGCGGGUGCCACCCGGCGUGCAGGAACUGCCUCCAGUCCACCACCGGCGGCGUCCGCGGAGCGCCCCUCUUCCAGUGCACGGACUUCAUCACCAACUUCUGCAAGCGCCGCUGCACGCCUGCAGCAGCUGGUGCAUAGUACUUGGGCGGUCGGCUGAAUACUUGCUCAAGAUGCAGAGACCAGAGAGGAAAUAAAAGUGGUGAUUGCUCAUCGUUUCUUACUGUAAACUGUGUUUCUGGAAUUAUGGGCUGUGGUAUGCUCAAAGCUAUGUGCUGAAAUGAUUUAAUGUAACAU
Setaria italica (foxtail millet) is the source of this 678-nucleotide messenger RNA. Its product is annotated as Bowman-Birk type trypsin inhibitor. The transcript has 2 exons. Gene Ontology annotation, cellular component: extracellular region. NCBI's taxonomy places the organism in Eukaryota, Viridiplantae, Streptophyta, Magnoliopsida, Poales, Poaceae. The record is from RefSeq and is a predicted model, not a curated record. Gene Ontology annotation, molecular function: serine-type endopeptidase inhibitor activity. Bases 181 to 522 code for a protein of 113 amino acids.